AUGAGCAAGAGCACAUCUGCUGACAAGGACGAGAACACUCUUCCACCCAUCGAAGAAGACAGUGGCCGCUUCCUACUGAUACCUGUGCAAGAGGCCGAGAUCGAUAUCCAACCAUCCGUGACAACGGUCGAGAAUGUUGCGGCUACAAAGGUCUACUUUGAGACGCACUUCAGUAAUCUUAUGUCCGAAUCAGCUUCUCCACGAUCUCUGCGCCGGAAUCGAUUCGAACAGAUCAUGAACGCUAAAGGACUUUCACAUGACGAUCGCGUUCUUGCUAAAGAGGAUUGGAGUCGUGCUGAGACUGACCAUCUCCGACAAGUUCGAGUUCUCAAGGCUAGCUCGAUCAGUAGGCACAACAUGAAAGGCAUCUCCAUUGCAGGCUUCGACGUCAUCCGGGUGUUGGGUAAAGGCAGUUUCGGUGUAGUCAGGCUUGUCACCGAGCGCGUCAACAGAGGCAGAGAGGGUCGUCCCAAUGGCAGCGAAAGUCUGGACGAUAGCAACGGCUCUGCCGUUACAUGUAUCAGCAACAUGGAUGGCACAGCCCGUCGCAACCUCCCAGCUGGCAGGUCUCUCGCGGAUGUCUUCGCUAUGAAAGUCAUACGAAAGUCAGAAAUGCUGCGCGCUUGCCAGGAAGGACAUCUUCGUGCUGAGCGUGACUUCUUAGUCCAUGCAGAAGGUUCCCGAUGGGUUGUACCAUUGAUCGCCAGCUUCCAGGACAACACCAACUUAUACUUGGUCAUGGAAUACAUGAUCGGCGGCGACUUCUUGGGUCUACUGCUUCGCGAGGAUGUGCUUGAAGAAGAUGUCGCGAAGUGGUAUAUUGCCGAGAUGAUCCUCUGCAUUGAGGAAGUACACAAGAUGAAGUGGAUCCAUCGCGACGUCAAGCCCGACAACUUCCUCAUUAGUGCAUCUGGCCACCUUAAAAUAUCUGACUUCGGCCUGGCUUUCGAUGGUCAUUGGGCACACAGUCAAUCCUACUUCUCCAAUCAACGUUACACCCUCCUCGAGAAGCUUGGCAUUCAGGUCGAAGGUGAUGAGCAAGACCUCCUCGAGGAACUUCAUACCAAUGAUAUCCGCGAAGCACAACAUGAUGGCAACGACGAGAUGCACCUGAGUAAGCCAAAGCCGAAGGUUGAUCCUGAAGAACUUGCCAAGCGCGAAGGUCUACUUAACUAUCGCAAUCGGACGGAGCGCCGAAAGCUGGCGCGCAGCAUCGUUGGCACAAGUCAGUACAUGGCACCAGAAGUCAUUCAGGGCACGGCCAUCGCCGUCAUCCUGUACGAGUGCUUGUAUGGCCGCACGCCAUUCUACUGCGAGAACCGCAUCAAGACGAAAGAGAGCAUUGUCAACCAUCGUGCAACGCUCAGGUUUCCCGAGCAAGAGCGCUGGUCAAGACCCACGUCCGAAUCGAGACGUCUCAUGGCAUCUCCAACUGAUACAGUCAUCGAUCUGCUCCAGAGUAUCUUGACCGAUAAAGAGCUGCGCCUCAGCUCCCGUCAAUACCGCCACUGCGAAACAAGACUCGGUCGCCGCAUAUCCUCUGCAGCCAGCAGUCCACUCGCCCGCCACGUCUACGCCAACGGCGCCGAAGAGAUCAAAGCCCACAAGUUCUUCCAAAGCAUCCCCUGGUCGCAGAUGCAUCUGAUGCAGCCACCGUUCGUACCGCGAGUUAAGGAGAACCAAUCAAUCACAAAAUACUUCGAAGACGAAAAGGAUAUCGUGACCGACGACUCCUCAAGCUACAUGAGCAUCAAAGAACGUCUCGAGCUCGAAGGCGACGUGAACGACGAUCUCGCUCGCACUGCACUAGGCCCUCACUUCGACCGCUGGAAGAUUGAGUGCCUUGAGCGCGAGAAAAGGGACCUGGGCAUCGAACAAUGCUCAGAUGGCGAACUCCAACGCAUAAAGGAGCAUUUCGGCGCAGAUUACCCCAAGUGGAAAGCCGAUCGCGUUGUGCAGGUAUGCGAGGAGCAGAUGAUGAACGGAGUCGAUCCAAUCAAGAUGCAAAAUCGUGGGAGGAAGGAGAGAAAGAGGCCGAGGGAUAAGUUGUUGAGAGAUCCGAUUGUGGGAAGGAAGGUGAUGGAGAUCAGGAAGAAGGGAGCCUUUUUUGGGUAUACUUAUCGGAGACCUAGGACUUUGGAGGUGGCUGCGAGCGAUGUGGUGAAGGAGAAGAGUGAUGGUGGUGGUGGGCAGAGGAGGGCGAGUAUUCUGCCGGUCAAGCAGGGUGGGACGUGA
Molecule: messenger RNA, 2235 nt
Organism: Recurvomyces mirabilis
Lineage: Eukaryota; Fungi; Ascomycota; Dothideomycetes; Mycosphaerellales; Teratosphaeriaceae
Exons: 2
Coding region: 1-2235 (744 amino acids)
Biological process (GO): intracellular signal transduction; peptidyl-serine phosphorylation
Molecular function (GO): ATP binding; protein serine/threonine kinase activity
Source: RefSeq, a predicted model, not a curated record